GACGGAGUGCUGGUCGCGGGCAUACGGGCGAAGUGAUGAGGACUGGGCAGUAUAUUUCUGAUAAAGAGCACUAACCUGGCGGAAUGAGGAGUGCUGUAUGGUUCGAAGCGAUGAAGAGCCGGUCGGGAAUGAAGUACUCUGAAGCGGAGGGAAAAGUGAGAAAUCAUCGGCUGACUUGAUCCUAGAGGGAAGGAGCAGGAGUGAAGACUUCGGAAGCGGUAUCCGUGGAGGACUAAUCCGGACAGAGCUGUGCAAUGUACUGCGGAUGCAGAGUGUGGACUCGGAUCGACCAGUACUAUAAAGGAGUACUACUUCCAAUGGGAAGUGCUGAUUCGUGGAGUGGAGGAGCCGGAGUGAAGAUCAAGUUCUGAAGUGGAGGGGACUGAUCCGGAGUGUGGAGAAGGAGUGAGAGGAGUACUUAACCUUAACGUUAUAUAAGUCGAACCCUGCAGCACAUCGGCCCGGGACCCCCGCUGUCAGCUGACCUGACAUGCGCAAUCAGACCAGGAAGUUGAUCAGCAUAAAGCACCUCCCUCCUUCGUACGUGUGGGCGAAAAACUCGCGAUUUCCGCGAAAUUCCAGCUCAAGUUUGAGAGAUCUCCGCAGUUACUGACGCUCCUACGUUGACAGAAGGUGUUUCACUACUGAUGGCGUCCCCCCGGGGUUGAGCUGAGAUGGACCCCAACAUGGAGGUGGAGGUGACCAGUGUGCAGGAGUGGCUGCAGGCCAUCCAGCUCGAGGUGUACGUCCAACUCUUCACCAACCAGGGCUACACGCAGCUCAGCGACUGCUGCAACCUCAACGACGACACCCUCCAUCAGAUUGGGAUCAACCGACCGGGUCACUGCCGCCGAAUCCUUAAACACUUGCCGAUCUCCUGCGAAGGUCACGUCAAGAUGCCUGCCGCCUCCCCGAUAGAGGCGAGCCCCCUAGGUUUGUUGUCGGGAAGCACAAGCAGCGUGGAUAGCGCUGUGGAUCAGCUUGUGCCGCCGAAACUUCCACCUAAGAUGAGGAAAGCUUCGAAUGAUAAGUCACCAUCACCCUCUCCAACGCCCGAAGAAGAGAAAAAGGUUGUUUCCCCACCAGUUUUCCCUCCGCAAGCCUCUCCCCCAAAUGCACCACAAGAUGGGCAGCUGCCAUCCAAACCUAAGCCUACUCCAAAACCGAGAAACCUUCCACCAAAGCCGGUUCAGAAUGAUGGUAAAUUGCUUCAACCCAACAGACCGAAGCCGACGCCAAAACCGCGUAACCUCCCUCGCCAGCAAAAAACCUUCCCAAGAACUCUAAGUGAAGGAGGAAAUGAUGAAGAUGCGACAAAGCUCAAGAAGUCUCUCCGUAGGGACGGUAUUAAGUCCAUGCAUGGCGAUCUUGAGGAAUCCCAAUUUGAAAACAGCCCAGCAGUGCAGGAUGACACAAUAAACAUUAACAGAGAUAAUGUUACAUCAGCCAGUAACAGCUUUAGUCAAUCCACAACAGACAGCGACAAAGGUAGACAUGAUGGUAGAAAGGAUGAACCUACAGCACGUGUAGUUCCACCAAAAACUGAGUUUCGGAUUAUUGGCAAUGGCGGGCAUCACAACCCGCAGUACGAUGAAGUAGCGCGCGAAAGCCACAUAGAUGUCUACAGCAAUGAUGAGCUACAAGGGAACGGUAGGCCUCCUGCCAUCCCAGAUAGGCCACCUGCUGUAGUUCCUCGCCAAGAAGGUGAUGGUGGUAAUGCUGGUCUCGAGCCAAAUGAAAUUGUUCCACCGCCCUUGCCAUUUCGCAACAAGCGGACACAAAAUGUCUAUGACGACGUUGCACCUGAUUUGACAAUAGUAACUCACGUUCCAGAUCCAUAUGAGGAGGUACAAAUUAACCAAGCUACGCAGACGGUACAAUUGCCGUCCUCACAACCUACAUCAUCAAAUGUAAGCAAGACGUGGCCACCGCCCCAUCCCCAACUUCCCGCCAAGAAGAAAAACACCCCUUCCAACGAGGAGCCAGAUGUGUAUGAGGAUAUUCAACUGUCUCGCAGAGGCAACAACAGCAACAGCAGAAUGAAAAUGGUGGCAUGUGAUGUGUAUGAAUCCAAGGAAGAAGUGCAAAAUCAAAUGUCGGCCAUGGCUGGGGAAGAUGUUUCGCCAUACGAAACAGUCACCUACGAUCAGAGUGAUAGCCUGUCAGAUAGUGGGGACGACAUUGAUGCUGGAGGGGCAUCGACUCCUUGGACCAUGCCACCGACAGAGGAUGAUGAUGAAGAAGAGUGCAAGAGCAUUCCUAUAUCGAGCGCAACGUCUUACAUGUUUUCAGGGUCAAACCGAGAGAUCCGUAAAAACGAGCGUUGCGGCUAUCUGGAAAAGCAAGGAGGGAAACAGAGUAAUAAGGGCUGGAAGAAACGCUGGGUGGUGUUUGAUGGGUCCGAGCUCAUCUACUUUGAGAGCAAAGAAAAGGCUCAAACCUCCUUGUCCAAGAGGAUUAUUCCUGCCUUUACAAUGACGGGUGUCACGUACCCCCCUAAGGGAGACACUGGCAAGCCUAACCGGUUCAAUCUGGAAACAAGGGCCAGAACGUACCAGUUUGCUGCUGCUACCAAUGAUGAGAUGAAUCUAUGGGCUAGCAGUCUCAUGCAGGCAAUAAUCGAGAUGGAGACCAAGAAGCCUGAAUACGCCUUCAAGAAUGGAGGGGAGAUGUGGGACUAUGAUAAGAAGGGUUGGCUAAAACUGGAAGGUACCAAGGGGAAAAGCAUCAUUGCCAUCAAGGGAGGUCGCCUGUGCUAUUACAAUACUACUGAGGAUUUUGAAGCAGCCAGUCCUAUCAGUAGAAUAGAGAUGAAGCUGGCAUCAGUAAAAGAACCACUGGCGAAGACACCAACCAAGUGGCAGCUGGCAACACCCUUCCAGUCCUACAUGUUCACUGCAGAAAGCAAGGAGGAGGCUAAUGAAUGGGUGGAGGCCAUGACAGAGGCAAUAGGAGAGGGACUGGCAGACUAUGCGGUCCUGCAUCAGGUGUGGGAAGACCCAUCCAACAAGUUCUGCGCUGACUGUGGAAGUCCAGACCCAGACUGGGCGACAGUGAACCUGGGAGUUGUGGUGUGUAAGCAGUGUUCAGGGAUCCACAGAGAGAUCGGCCCCCCCAUCUGUAAACACAGGUCUCUCAAGAUGGACCUCAGGGUCUGGACAGACCACCUUGUCAUGCUCCUCAAAGAAAUAGCCAACCACAAUGCCAACCACUAUCUACAGUAUAACCUACCGGAGAGUGAGAGAAUUGAAAAGGACUCCCCCAUGGACCUCAGAAGAGAGUUCAUCCUCAACAAGUACAGAAACAGGAAGUACAUCAAGCCUCACCAGUAUUACAUGAACCAGCAGAAACUUAACGAGGCCCUGUGCAAGGCGGUUGUUGAAGAGGGGAUCAUGGAGACCUACCACCUGGUCCUGUGUGGGGCUGAUGUUGAUUGUCAAACAGGGGACCCAGAGAAGCCACAGCCAUGCCAUCUAGCAGAAAGUGCCAACAGAGUGUUACAAAAGGAAUUUCUACAGCAAAAUGGAGCAUCAGAUUCCUCAGGAGAGAGCAAGACGAGCAUCUCCACAGUCUUCUCUAAUGCAGAGAACAGAGACCCCAUCCCUCAGCAGCCGGUGUCCAUGAAGGGCUGGUUACACAAAACUGGCCACACCUCCCGGAGCACCAUACACGCAUCUGUGGACGGACUGAUAGGCAGAGUAGGGGACUUCCAGAAGAGGUGGUGCACUCUUGAGGACAAUGUGCUGAGCUACUAUGCUGAUGACAAAGAUCUGAAAGCUAAGAACAUGAUUGAGACCAAAGACAUCCUUUGUCUGCAUUACUACAACCCUGAUGUGACCAUUAAGUCAGGCUCUUUCUCUCACAAGUCUAAACUGGACUUCCUUCAUAAACCAGAUGCGUCAGAUAAAGACAAUCAUAAGAAACGACAAUCACGGAAUCCGAUUAGACAAUCAGUUAGGAGGAGAUCUAGAAAGAGACCACCCCAGAAUACGGAGAUGGUUGACAUGGACAUGGACAGAUUUGUGAACUGUUUUGAGUUGUCUACAUUUGACAAGAAGUACAUGUUCUGUGCUGAUACUCCAGAAGACAGGGUCAGAUGGAUUCACAACAUUGCUAAGUGCUGUGCACCUCCAGGAGUUGUGGACAAGAUGGGAGAUUUUGACAGGGCGGGUUACCUGUACAUGAAGGACUCCACUAGCCUGAGUUGGGUUAGUAUUUGGUGCAACUUGAGAGGGAAAUGCCUCAACUACUGGAACAAGAGUUCCAGGGACAUUGAAACAGUUGAUCUGAGGAAACUGGUUACCUUGAGUCAGCACACAGAAACCCUUAAUGUGGACCUGACUGACAAGAGUUACUACAUGUCUGUAGUCGUGCAUGGCAGGCCUGCUUUGAGUCUGAAAGGAGAAGGGAAGAAAGACACUGAUGACUGGUAUGCUGCUAUUCAGAAAGCCAGCACAGAGGGUGGAACCAAUCUCCAGGAGCAGCAGUUAACAUCAGAGAACAUUCCAGUCAUCGUAGACAGAUGUCUGGAGUUUGUUACAACUCAUGGACUACAGGCAGAAGGCAUCUAUCGCCUCAAUGGGACCCAUUCUAAGAUCGAACAGCUACUCAGGGAUUUCAAUACAGAUGCGAGGUCUGUGAGGUUGAAAUUGGGAGAUCACUCUGUGCAUGAUGUGGCCAACUGUCUGAAGAGAUACUUCCGAAACUUGGAAGAUCCACUCCUGACUAAAGAACUGCACGACAAAUGGGUAGAAGUGGCUGGCUAUGACAAGAGAGAACAUGAAGCAAAGCUGAACUGGUUCAAGUACUACCUGGAACAGCUGCAGGGCCAACAUCCUAUCAACUAUGCCACUCUCAAGAAGAUGAUUGGUCAUCUCAAAAGUGUGUCUGAUUACUCCAAGUCCAACUUGAUGACAUCCACGAAUCUGUCAGCUGUCUUUGGUCCAACACUCAUGGCCAGUGAUAUGUCUACUGCACCAGGCUUUGGGGGAACCAACCAGGAGAUUGAGACCAUCGGAUACAUGAUAGACUACUAUGCCUGGCUGUUUGAUGUGAGUGACAGUGAGAUACAAAAGGAAAAGGAGAUCCAGAGACAGAUGAAGAUGUUAAUGGAGGCUCAGCAGAUGCAGACUCAGACUCAUGACAUCCUGAUGGAGGUGUACUUGGAGGACAAGACAGGGCAGAGAGUCAAUGUCAAGGUUUCCCCCGACUCCACGUCCGAGCAGUUGUGCAGUCAGAUCAUCUCACUGAAGGGUCUGCGCCCAGACAGGACGUGGGCGCUGUUUGAGGUGAUCGGAGAUGGAGACCUUCAGCGGAUGCUGCACUACGAGGAGAGAGUGUUCCCCGUGCUGGAGAGCUGGAAGGACCACAGCGGGUCAGCUGCCAACUAUCUGUGUAUGAAACACAACUUCAUUCUGGAGAAAAUGGAAGAGACUCCAGACAGUACAAAGACAACACAAACCUCUGCCAAGUCCAUCAACCAUCCCACACCCUGGUGCCAGCUGAAGUACUGUGAAGACAGGAGGAAGAUCAUCAACAAAUACUCCUUUGAAAAGUACUUCUUUGAAGUCAGUGGAGGAAGGCUCAGUUACUAUAAGGACACCAAGUCCCGAGAGAAGCCCAUAGCUGCGUGGCCAGUGGAAGGGUUCAAUAUCUAUGUGGGGGUGGAGAAGAAGAAGUCCCCUCCCACCAAGUUUGGCUUCACGGUGGUCCUGAAUGGAGAAACUCUCACCAGAACUGCAUGCUGUGAGAGUGAGGAGGAGAUGUUCAAAUGGGUCUGUCACAUUCUCAAGCUCAAGUACCCCCAGGGUCUGCAGCCCCCCACCCCCCUGGCUCCCAUGGCGCUGUAUGCGGCAGCACCGGGAUACUCACAGGAAGCCUUGAGCCAGUCUUACGGGACACAGAUCAACCCCUCCAGGACAGGCGGCAGGCACCCUCCCCCGUCUCCUGAUCUUCCACCCAACCCUACAAGGUCAAAGUCCAUAUUCAAGAAGAUUAGCUCCAGGAUUCCAUCAUUGGAUAAGAGUUGAAGACAAAGAGUCAUCACAACAUGUAGAGGAAGUUAGGGUGGGAGGGGGGCAUAUGUUGUAUGGUAACCUUGAUCUGACAAAAAUGUUACUGGCUCUCUGAUUGGUGCAGACCUUGUAACAUACACUUGACCCACAACUCCCACCCCCACCCCAAUAUAGAAUUCUAACUCUGAUUCUGUCAGAUUAUGGCAAAGUAAAUGUGCUUUGCUAUCUUGUUUUCAAUCUAACUGGGGGACUCUGAUAUAAAAUGACUUAUGAAUAUGAUGGUUUAUGUUGAUAUGAAUUCAAUGCUUAUUUUACAGGCCAUGUAAAGUUGUCAGAAAUUUUUUUAUGCAACUAAAGGCUUGACUUUCAAAAAAAUUCUAGCUGACUGCUUUAGCAAAGGAAUUCAAAUCUUGUAAUCAUUUCAUGCUGACAGAGUCAUAUUUCUUUCGGCAGAAUAAAAAAGCUGCAGCUAAUAACAGAAUAUGUUUUUAUGAAUUGAUGAUUUCUGUACGCUAUGUGCAUGCUGGUUUCAUGCCUUGUAUAUGUAUAGAACUUCUAUAAGCAAUAGUUGUUUCAGUAUUUGUCAUUUGAGCAUUUCAUGUUGUCCUACAGCAUUCAAUUUGUUGCUGUGCAUUCGUUACUUUGGAAACUAAAGUCAUUUUGAUUAUCAGAUGUUUUUAGAGUUUUAGACAAUCAGAUGCUUACUUUUCGAUAUUUAGCAAGUAAGCUUUUACAUACAACACUUUCAAUUCAAUUCUUAUGAAUGAAUUCAUUUUCAAUGAAAUAGCAAUAAACAUUACAUACAUGUUGUAGCAUUUGUAUACAAGUCACAAAACAUGACUACUGUAUACAUUGCUGCAGUAUGCUUGAGUUAUGCUAGGUGGUGCUUCAAACCCUUGACAAGCAGAAAGAAAGUAGUUGAUAAGGUCCAUUUAGCAAGAUGAUUCAUUGUCACAUUGUUUUUUCUAUCAAAUCUUUCAGUUGUAGUGUCUUCUAAGGCAAUUCCUUGUCAUUUGGGGUUCAUACAAAGCAAUAUUUUGAGUAAGCAACUAAGGCAAAUAAGAGACUUAAUUGUCUACUAAAUAAUGUUAUUUCUGUUUGAGAGCAGCUGGCUUCAUCAAGCAAUCAUAAGAUAACAUAGUUUGACUUAACAUUUGAUGUUAUCUCAGUAUGCAAAGACUUUCUUUCUUAGGUCAUGAUAGGUUGGUUAUAGACAUAGUCUUUACUAGUCGUAGUUCAGUAUGUUCUAAAUGAUAUUGAUGUAGCCCUGUGUAGUACAUAAUGCCAUGGCAGCAUACGAGAAAGUUCUUGCCAAUCUUUGAUACUACUUUAUCUUUUGAGCAUAGUCAGCAAAUUUCACCAAUUUUCCCUGUUAUUGAACACCUAGUGAAUUUGACCUAGAGGCUAUUCACCUCUGAACCAAAAUUAGGCAACACUGCCAUUGUAGAUCCUUGUACAUGAUUCUCCUUGUAUAAUAGACAGUACUAACAAUGUUAUAGCUAUCAGGCUAUGCCACCUGCAAUACUUUUAUGUGAGACAGAAACAAGAAUGGAUUUUGCCAAUGUCACAGCGGUGGAGUAAUAUACUGGUACAUUUUGAUCAGUUUUUGAUCUGUAGAAAUUAUAUGCGGUACAAACGUGUGAUGGGGAACCACAUGGCAUGUCUCAUGUCAACCCUCCUUCAUAGAAAUCUUAUGUAGAUAUGUUCCCUUCAUUGCCAGGUGCAAAAGUACAUCAGAUGGCAUUGCCUGGUAGCACUUACACUAUAGCAACCCUUACUGUAUAAAAACACAACAUUACUAUUGCAAACAGCAAGCAUUUCCCUCCAAGAGUUUGUGAGGAAAAUGAGGAAACAUUCAGGCUUAAUUGUACAUAGCUUGGACAAGCAAACAUUGGUGUAAGUCAUGAAUGCCUGUAGAAAUGGGAACUACAUAAUACAAUGACAAAACAAUGGCUCUUUGAGCAUCAAAAAUGACUCCAAGAUUAAAGUUUUGGUGUAUCCCUAUUUGGUGUAAGAAAGAGAGCAAGAGUCCUUAAUUAACAGCAUGAGACAUCUUCAAAUUUAAGGACAUUUCCGAUGCAGUCAGAACUUGGCAAGGUUGAUUAAUAGUGUGUCAGAUAUGAUCGUGAUAAAUGUCCAUAUUUGUUUGAAACUGAAGAUUGACUGGCGGAAGCAAUGGUCAGAAAGACAGUGCCAUGUUUGUAAGCUAUACUUCUCGCCAAAUAUGCUGAUAAACGCUUUGACGAUCAGAAAUAUGUCCUUAUACCGAAUUUUACAUUUCUUCAGGUGGAAAUUUGUUCAUAUUAUCUUGCUAAUCAAUCAAAUCAUUGUGCAAUGAUUGAAUUCUUUCUCUUACAGAAGUUUAAUGUAAAAAGCUCUUUAUUUUAGGAAAUGCAGACUUAUUCUAUGAUAAAAGGCGCUAUUAAAUGUGAACUUUAAAAUUAAUGAUUUAAUUUUUCAGAAUGUACGUAUGUCUUUGCUCUGAUAUCCUGGUAAAUGUUGGUUAUGAUGAUGUUUAGUUCCUUUUUGAUAGAGUUCAAUGGAUUUUAGCAAGUUUCAGUACAAUCUGUUUGGUACAUGUUGGAUGGAACAAGUGUAAGACAUGUAUACAUGUAUGUAUGGUUGCCAAGAUGGGACUUACUGACGUGCAAACUUGUACAGUCAGCUGUAAGUACUUUCUACAAGCUCAAUAUGCAGCAUUUAUAAAAAUAAAUGAUACCUUGUACA
Messenger RNA from Branchiostoma floridae (Florida lancelet), 8741 nucleotides. RefSeq names its product arf-GAP with Rho-GAP domain, ANK repeat and PH domain-containing protein 1-like. NCBI's taxonomy places the organism in Eukaryota, Metazoa, Chordata, Leptocardii, Amphioxiformes, Branchiostomatidae. The record is from RefSeq and is a predicted model, not a curated record. The coding region runs from base 675 to 6029 and encodes 1784 amino acids. Gene Ontology annotation, molecular function: protein binding; GTPase activator activity. Gene Ontology annotation, biological process: signal transduction. The transcript is spliced from 51 exons.